AUGGCCACUACAUCAUGUACCGGUACCAGCAAAGACAACAACCGCCAUCACCAUCGCCAUCACAAUCGCCUUCUUAACUGCAGUCGACCCCCGCCAGCCUGGGUCAUCCCCUGUCGCCCUCCAUUGCUGCAGAGUGUCGAGUCUAUCCAGGGCCAGUCUCGUCCAGUAACAAGGCACCAAAGACACACCAAUCCCCGUCCAAAGUCGCGCCUAGGCUGCAGGCAGUACCAGUACAGAACCACUACACAGGCGCCCCUCGCGAUAGACAACUCGUUCAGUCCCUGGUCUCUGCUGCAGGUCCGCUGGUGCUGGCCUCCAAUCGCGUCAGAGGCAGCCAAACAAAUCGAUACACACAACACAACAACACCCACCCAUCAUCCACCAUCGCAGUCACUGUCACUGACUGUCACAACCCUUCUCGACAUAAACCCCCGACCCUCCACGCCUCGCACAACUGCAACUCCCAUCUCGCUUUUCUGCCAGUCCCACGAUCUCGUCCCUUUACGGAAAACCUCUGUCUCCCCCGCUCUCGCUCUAUGCCCAAGCCGGCCGGCAUUCCAGGCCCGAUCCCCAAAGUCCGUGCCUGUGCCUUUGCGCUCUCAGCAUGCUGCCCACCAUAGCGUCUCUGCCGCAAUAACGAUGGCAGAACUUGGUACCCGUAUAGGUCCAGAUCCGGGUUCAGAUCCAAGCCCACCGCAUCCAGACCCAGACCCAGACCCGAACACCACCACAGAGGCCGACGCCGACGCCGACAUCGACAUCGACAUCGACAUCGACACCGACACCGCCACUUUAACCUCUACCUCUACCUUUGCUGACACCGCCCAAAACAACAUCCACGACGCCGAUGACGCCCGAACUCGCGACGCCGACACAAUGGCUGACUUCGUCCAAACUCCUGCCCCCCACCCGGACGAGGGCCCCAAAAUGCGAUGCUGCUGCGGCCGCGACGAUUGUGCCUAUUUGAAGCACAGUUGCUUCGUUCUCGAAACCGUUGAAAAGGAUGUCCAUACCGCCGCCAAGUUGGGCAAGGCUCUUCUUGCUCGCCACGAGGCAUAUAUGGCCGAUGCCGAACGAGACCGCAUGUCAUUGAACACCCGCAUAGAGCAGCUCGAGAACGAAAAGGAGGAACUGCAAGCCGAGAACGCGAGGACCGUCGAAGAGAACCGUUCCCUGCUGGACCAGCUCGAAAUGCUCAACAACACGGUCCAGGACUCCGACAUCCGCAUCCAGACCCUCGAGGCCACUCUGCUGUCGUCGCACCAGGCAGUUCGCCGCCUCGAGGGUGCAGCCGCCCGUGCCGCGGAGAUGGAACGGCACAUUGCUCUCCUCGAACAGGAACAACUACGCCUGCAGAACACUCUCAUCACCACCGAGUCCGAAGCCCGCUCAGCAAUGCAGCGAUGGAGGAAGGCCGAGAGGGGCAUUUCCGACCUUCAGGAGCAGUUGGAGCGCAUGGAGCGCGAGGCCAACGAGGAACGUGAACGCCAUGUCGAGGUCCUCGGUCGCAUGGAUCGCCAGCGUGAGAUGGAAAAGGAGCUCAACGCCGCCGCUGGACGUCUUAAGGGGGCCGCCGCGGCCAAGUCGCUCACGACCGGGAAACCUGCCGGCAGCGUCGUAUCUCACUUCGUCCGCGAUCUCCUGCAGGACAAUGCGAACCUGCAGCUGGGCAUGGCCGAGUUGCGAGAAAUGCUCUUGAACUCAAACGACGAGAUCCAAGCUAUGCGGGACCAGCUGAUGUGUCACCAGCCCAUCGGCGAACAAAACGCAAGCGCUACGUCCACACUGCGGGCCGAAAUCGGGCCAGACUUGGGCGAGAUGACCCAGAACAUCUCUCAGGAGCUCCAUAUCCACCACCAUUAUCACGUUGCGGAAAAGACCAAACCCAAGAAGAAGCGCCACAGUCUGAAUCCGGGCAUCUUCUCGCCUGCUAGCAUCUCGCGAUCCUCAACGCCGCCGGCCGUGUGGCGACCCGGCCCCUCGCCGAUUGCACCCCUGGCUUCCCACUCUCACAAGGGCUCGACGUCGACGGUGUCGGUACCGCCGUCUAAUAGAUGGUCCGUCUUUUCCGAGCAGCCUUCCGAGUUCGCACCUUCGUCCGUCCCCAGCUCGCCCCAGUCGAAUCCCCGCCUGUCCAUGUUCGACCGCCCUAUGCUCGAGACCGAUAUACCCAUGUCGCCGACGACGAGUUUGGACCCCGCGUCGCCUACCUGGAAGCUAUCCCACAGCAAACGCCCGUCGGAGGCAUCAACCCGGAGCUUCUCCGUGCCCUCCAAGCUUCUCAGUGUGGCUUCGCCUGCGCCGCCAGCAGCGCCCACUCUGCAUGUGUCGCAACAUAUUUCGGGCACGAUCGAGGAGGAAAGGGAGGAGAAUUGCUCGGAGGAAGUGCCAGGUCUUUUGACGCCCAACGACGACCAUCCAGAGACGGAGACGGAAACAGAGACGGACACGGAACUUUCCUACUCCAAAGACGAGGAAGUACCACAGAGACGUUUACAUCGCGCCGUUUCUCACGAGUCCAUCAUGUCCCUGUCAGGCGGGCUGGACAUCCACACUCUCAAAGUGAGGCCGAGUCAACUGACGCUUCGCCCGUUGGGUGGGGCCGACGCCGUGUUUACCGGCGUCACGGCACGGUCUACGAUAUCACGGGGCAGCGACAAGCGUAGCGACGCUUUGCUGCGGGAUAGUCUCGCAGGCCGACCCUUUUCGAGGAUGGUGUCCACCCCUCCACGAAGCGCAUCGCCAUCGAGCACAUAUUCUCGCCAUUCCCAAAACUCGGCCGGCCUAGGCAGAUGGGUCAGCUGGCGGCCAUGGACCGGAGGCUCAGCAGCAUCGGCAUCCCGGGCGACGACGUCAACAGUGGCACCGCCAACAACACCGACGCCAGCCAAGCGCAGCGGAAAGGACAAGGAGAAGGAGAAAGACCUUCUUCGAGCGCCGGGCAUCAACCAGCCCGGCGCUAUUCCCGGGUUCCAAGAAUACUUGGCGGCCCACCAACGCCGCGGUCCCCCGAGCAAGGUGUCGCCCGACGCAGUGGAUGUCGAAGCACUGCGCGAGGGUCUAGCGGAAUGAUUGGGAAGGGGGGGAAGAGUUACAUUUGCAUAUUUGGACAUGAGGGAUUGUUCCACAGCAUUUUCAAGGAGCAGAGGCGCUAGUUUUCUCCUUUGUUUUCUCGAUUUUAUUCCUUUUUCUUCUUUUGGGUAAACAAACACACGCGCGGCGUUGAGGCGCUUUAGGCAUAGUGGAGGAUUAGAGAGAGAGAGAGAGAGAGAGCUGGAGAUACCCUGCUGCUUUACGCCGCGCUUGCAUUCACUUUUGUCAUUCCGUUUCUUCCCUUUGUCAUACAAAAGCCGGCCGCCUAUGGUUAUCGAGGUAGGGCCGGCAGCACAGCAAGGCGUCCCAGAUCGUGGGUGCCACGACCAUUUACAAACAGCUAUAGCCAGCAUUCCAGAAUGAUGCAUUCUCCUAAAUAUAAUUUCUAUUGUUCCUCCAUGUUGAACAAACAUUGUGUCACUUGUCAAGUGCGUGGGUGGCUAGCGGAUAUUCUUCGUUUCUCUACAAGAGACGAAAAGUUUCCCUAAGCCGGCCCUUAAUAGUUUCGUGAUU
Colletotrichum destructivum is the source of this 3606-nucleotide messenger RNA. RefSeq lists its product as uncharacterized. The record is from RefSeq and is a predicted model, not a curated record. Bases 1 to 3072 code for a protein of 1023 amino acids. NCBI's taxonomy places the organism in Eukaryota, Fungi, Ascomycota, Sordariomycetes, Glomerellales, Glomerellaceae. The transcript has 3 exons.